This is a messenger RNA of Andrographis paniculata, 1629 nucleotides long. RefSeq names its product ribosomal RNA small subunit methyltransferase. Gene Ontology annotation, molecular function: rRNA (adenine-N6,N6-)-dimethyltransferase activity. Gene Ontology annotation, cellular component: mitochondrial matrix. The record is from RefSeq and is a predicted model, not a curated record. Bases 308 to 1381 code for a protein of 357 amino acids. Gene Ontology annotation, biological process: rRNA methylation. The transcript has 2 exons. NCBI's taxonomy places the organism in Eukaryota, Viridiplantae, Streptophyta, Magnoliopsida, Lamiales, Acanthaceae.
AAUAAUUUUUGCCCUAAUACAUUCACUCCACAGGCCGCCGCCGCGCCAGGUUAGGUUCUCCUCCGUCUUCUUCUUCUUCCCUAAUUCUUCCUUUCUUCUUUCUUCUUCUUCUUCACAGGCGCCGCCGCAGCCACACCGUUCUUCCUGUAUUUUCUUCUUCCCCAAUUAUUUCCUUUCUCCCUUUCUUCUUUACUCCUUCUUCACAGUCGCCGUCCCCAAUUCUUUUCUUUCUUCCUCCUUCCUCGACUUACAAAACUUGAUUCCAUAACCCUAACCCUAAACCUAUAAGAGAGCGUCGGAAGCAUCAAUGGCGGGAGGGAAAAUUAGGAAAGAGAAGCCGCACAGGGGAGGUGCCACUGCGGCGUCGAGUCCCCACUUUCAGGGAGGGAUUCCCUUCCACAAGUCGAAAGGCCAGCACAUACUGAAAAAUCCGCUGUUGGUCGAUUCGAUUAUUCAGAAAUCCGGAAUCAAACCUACCGAUGUCAUACUCGAGAUCGGUCCAGGUACGGGGAAUCUCACGAAGAAGCUCCUUGAAGCUGGGAAAUCAGUCAUCGCGGUGGAGCUUGAUCCGCGUAUGGUUCUCGAAUUACAACGUCGUUUUCAAGGAACCCCCUCGUCGAGUCGCCUGAAGGUAAUUCAAGGAGAUGUUCUGAAAUGCGAUCUUCCCUACUUUGACAUCUGCGUUGCGAACAUCCCAUAUCAGAUUUCAUCUCCACUCACGUUCAAAUUAUUGUCCCAUCGCCCAUUAUUCCGAUGCGCAGUAAUAAUGUUCCAAAGGGAAUUUGCCAUGAGGCUCGUCGCUCAGCCUGGCGACAAUCUAUACUGCCGUCUUUCAGUCAACACUCAGCUCUUGGCUCGAGUUAACCACUUACUGAAAGUGGGAAGGAACAAUUUCCGGCCUCCACCAAAGGUGGAUUCUUCAGUAGUCCGAAUCGAGCCAAGGAAACCUCUCCCCCCUGUAAAUUUCAAAGAGUGGGAUGGCUUGGUUCGGAUAUGCUUCAACCGGAAAAACAAAACUCUUGGCGCCAUAUUUAAGCAAAAGACCGUCAUCUCAUUGUUGGAGAAGAACUAUAAAACCUUGCAGGCUUUGCAGCUGACCCCGGAUGGAAUUUCUGACGACAAAGAAAUGGCAGUGUGCUUGUCUGCUUUGGGGGACACCCUCGGCGACAUGAGCAUGGACACUGAUGACAGAAAGGAUUGUGAGGAAGAAGACAUAGAAAUGGAUGAUGAGGAGACAAUGGCAGCCUCGGAUUUUAAGGAGAAAGUAACGAGUGUAUUGAAACAAGGAUGUUUUGAGGAUAAAAGAGCGGCGAAGCUGACACAAGCGGAUUUUAUGCAUCUGCUUUCUCUAUUUAACAAAGCCGGGAUUCAUUUUUCUUAGGUAAUAAAUAAUAAGACCACAUUUUAUCUAUCUAUCUACAGUUUUGUUUCAGAUUCAUAUGCUUUUAUGAUCAAUUACGUGUGUUUCGGAACUUGGGUCUUUUUGUUGUCUAAAUUAUGCAUAGCAAUCGGCCUGAUCAUUUUUUUCUUUUUACGUUUAUAUUGAGGAAAUUCAAGAUUAUGUGAUGUUGAGGUUGAUGUUUAUAUUUGGAUGAUCAUUUUUAUAAUGCACGUUGUUUGUAGCGUGUC